Linum tenue is the source of this 399-nucleotide messenger RNA. The record is from the annotation of a GenBank genome assembly. Lineage: Eukaryota; Viridiplantae; Streptophyta; Magnoliopsida; Malpighiales; Linaceae.
AUGUCGUCCGGUGGUUCUCCCGGCAACCCGCUACUCCUGGUCUCGGUCUCUCCCGGCGAUGAAGAGAAAGAGAAGCUCAUCAAAGGAGACGAGAAAGAUAAGUUCUUUCGAGGCUCCGCCAUGACCAAGCGAGGCGCUUACGCUCCCAUCUCUUACAUGGCUUGUGCCGUGCUUCUUGUAAUGUUCAAUAAAGCGGCCCUCUCUUCUUACAGCUUUCCAAGUGCCAAUGUCAUAACACUCUUUCAGCUAGUUACGAUGGAAUCGGUGCGAGGAGUUAAUGUUCCCAUGUACACUACUCUGAGGAGGACUACAGUAGUGUUUACUAUGAUAAUGGAGUACUUUCUUGUUGGGCAGAGAUACACAUCUCCAAUUGUUGGAAGGAAAGUCUACUGGCCUUAA